AUGUGCAACAAGACUGUGGGCCUUCUUAAGCGUUUUAAUGAUGAGGGGGACGUGAUAUCGUUGAAAUUGUGUCUUUCACCUCGCAAUUUGUCGUUAUCUGCGGCUUACAGCACCUUUGUUGAGGAGUUGCUUGGACCACAAAACUCGCGAACAUCUAUCACCCCCCGACCUAUUCUUAUGGAACUCAUCAAGUUGUAUCCACGAUUCAGCAACUUCGGUCAGCAUGACAGUCACGAGGCGCUUCGAUACCUGUUGGACGGCCUACGUCAAGAGGAGUUGAGGUUGUGGCAACGCGCCAUCUUGGAUGAAAUGAAGUACAUCUCCAAAUCUGCGGAGGAAGAGGCGGCAAAACAGGAGGUGCGUGCUUGGGGAAAAUCCACCUGUCUUUGCACCACAGUGGAUAGAAUAUUUGGUGGUGUUCUGCUCACGUCCCUGACGUGUAGCCAUUGCAAUCACAUCGCACUGCACUUCGAGGUCUUUUUGGACCUUUCAUUACCUAUUAUCAUUGAUGAUGUCGGUGCACAACGUCGCCACCGCAACGCAGAUUCCCAGCCAAAGACAAAACGGGAAUUGAAAAAAGAGCGCAAAGCAAAGGGCAAGAAGAACAAGAGGAAGGACAGGGAUCGUAAGCGUUUCGAGCGGGUGACUGAGGAGGACGACGUCGGCACCAUUGCAUAUGAGGAGGAAGGUCAUAGUAACCAUGUGCGGCGUGGCGGUAGGAAAAGCAAGUACAGCAGAUGGUCUUGGGAGGAGGAGUGGGACAUGGCUGACGGGGAGGCGGUCUCGCAGGAUGCGAAGAACGCCACUGUGGAGCAGGCGCGACUGGACACGAAGGUGGAUGAAGCAACUACGACUCCAGAGCUCACCCUUGAGAACAGUGCAUGUGAUGGGGAACUCUUUGACAUAGUCGGAGGUGACAGCAUUGAAGGCCUUUUGUUGCUGCCUUCCUCAGAAAAGACAAACACUGUGGAGGCCAACACAAAAUCAGCUUCUAGUGAAUCUCCUGUCGGCGUGAAAGAGGCCUCAGUCAAUAAUAAAUUGGGCGGCAAGAAAGCUUCUUCUCAUCCUCUAGCAGCUUGUGGAACCGAUUCCGACAGUGAAUCCUACACCUCAUCCUCUCUGAAUGGUAGUUUUGUUGUUCUUUUGUGUGGAUUUUGUAUGUCCCGAGGUGGAAUGUAUUUUAUACGAUCUGCAGGUGCCGAUGGCGUUGGGAUGGGGAAGGAAUCACACACCGACUCCAUAUCAGCUGGAGAGAAUGCAGACCUUGAGGACAACCUUGACGACCUCACCAGUCACCUCUCGGAUGGCUCAGCGCUCAUCCUGCCGAUUUCACCGGAUUCGGAGACGUUGAUGUGCAAGGAUCUCGCUACAAAACUUCGCAUUUCCUCGGCCGGCGACGAGACGGCGAUUGCCCAGCCGGACGAGGAUGUGAUGGCGAAAAAAGUCGCCAUUUCUCCCAUUUUGUCGGCACUACCGUCUCAUCCCACCGAUCUUGAGCUCUGUCUGGCCAAAUUCGUUGAGCUUACAGAGCUGACUGGUACCAAUCAACCUUUCUGCGAGCGAUGCACGGAAUGCACCAGUGGUGACUCUGGCGACAGUGAAAGCAGCAGCAAGGGCGGUGUUCGCCGCGACUCUGUGAAACGUGAUCUCAUUAUCAAACCACCGGCUGUGCUCACCCUACAUCUCAAGCGUUAUUUCCAGUGUGGCCGUCGCCUACAGAAAUGUUCAAAACAAAUCACCUUCCCAAUUAACCUUGAUCUGAGACCCUAUUGUUCGCGUUUGGCUCGGCUCUCCUCGGGCGAGGGUCAGUAUCGCCUCUUUGGUGUGGUGGAGCAUUCAGGCCAACUUCGCAGUGGUCACUACGUGUGCUACGUGGCAGAACAAAGUGACAUUCCUGCCUCUAGAUUCAUAACGCAACUGGAGAAACCGGAUCCCUGGCCCCUUCACCUCUACCACCUGGUGUGUCAACUGCGUCGUGGUGAUCGACGCGUCAUUUAUGGCCAAGUCGACGACGACACCUACAUAGAUGAGGCAUCAAGGACCAGUGACGCGCGGACCUGGUACUACAUCAGUGAUACUCACGUGACCCGCACCUCCGUCUCCAACGUUCUCAGUGCUCAACCCUACCUCCUUUUCUACCAACGAGUUCGGUAG
This is a messenger RNA of Hydatigera taeniaeformis, 2154 nucleotides long. The record is from the annotation of a GenBank genome assembly. Lineage: Eukaryota; Metazoa; Platyhelminthes; Cestoda; Cyclophyllidea; Taeniidae.